Molecule: messenger RNA, 1505 nt
Organism: Galdieria sulphuraria
Lineage: Eukaryota; Rhodophyta; Bangiophyceae; Galdieriales; Galdieriaceae
Exons: 2
Coding region: 22-1392 (456 amino acids)
Source: RefSeq, a predicted model, not a curated record
AGCUUCCUUCUGUGAGAAAAGAUGGAAGAGGAUCUUGAAAGGCUUUUGGAAGAAGAAAGUCGCCAAAAAGAACAAGAGGACUCACGAACAUUGCAAGAAUUCUAUGAAGAAGGAAGUCGUGGACUAGAUGAAUACUGGACAGCGUUAGUUGGCAAUCAUGAGGACGACGAACUGGAAGCACUUUUAGAACAAGAAUUGCAACAAAAGCAACUAGAAGAUAGGCAACAAAGUCAACAAUCUCUCAACUCAUCAGGUUCCAAGGAAACGCUUCAGUCCAAUGGCGUCGUCACUUCCUCCAACUCACCCUUGUCAGUAACGAAGCGAGUUUUUCAAGUUGAAGAAUUUUCAGUGAAACCUUGUAUGACCCAUUCUGCAAGUGAAUGGCGUGAAGAUCCUGAACAACCUCCUUUGGCACUACAGUGGACGCAAGAAGAGUUAGAUUUGUUCUGUCAACAAGCCGUCCGCUUAGGUCCCUUGGCACUAGAGCAGCCCUGGUUGCUGGCUAAAUAUAUACCGUCCAAGAAUGCUUUGGAGUGCUUAUUACUUUAUGAAGCUUUACGUCAUGAACAAUAUGAGGUCAAACUUGUGUUACAUCCCAAUAAGUUUAUCGUCCAAAAAGCGGCUCAUCCUGUUACUUCCAAAAGUCAUAAAGAUACCAUGCCAAGUUUGACUUGGGAACAACUUGUAUGGCAAUAUCAGUGGUUGAUAUCUUCAGUUGUGAAAAGGGGUUUUCCUACACCUUCAGCGUUGAAAUGCUACGAACCUUGGUCAGCUGAUUUUUGGCUACGAUUGAGUGUAAAGGAACGACGUUUAUUAGCUCUCGUCGACUGGCAUAUAUUAUUAAGCUUUUGUAACACUAUUCGUUCUUCAAAUUGUCCGCCAGUUGUUGGAGCCGAUCCUCGAGUGUUUAUACGAAUAUUGGCCUACACCUGUGACUAUAUGCGAUAUAUAACACGAAUAGCGUUGUCAUUUGCUGUUGCUCGUAGUAAAAUGGAGGCUACUUCUUCACCCGUUGUUAUGAAUAUGUAUCACGUUUCACAAGCAAUCGAUAUUGCUAAUGAAUAUUAUCGAUAUCGAGGAAAUCAUCGCUUUUAUCUCGGAACCGAAUGGAUGAGACAUUCGAUUCGAGAGUAUUCCUCUUCUUACGAUAUUCUCGAAAAGAAUAAGGAUAAUCCUCUUCCUUUGGAUAAUUUUUACGAUUUGGUAUUAUUGGACUACGGUUGGUUAGAUGGAAACAAGCACUAUGCUUGUGUUCCGAGAUCGUUGCAAGUUGUACCUCCAACGGAUUUAUAUUUUCAAGAAGAGUGGUGGCAUCCACAGCGACGUCCAACCUAUAAAGAUUUGUCCAAUCACUUACUUGUUAGGAGACUAGUUCAGAAANGAAAAUUAUGAGUUUUGUGCGCAUCCCGUAUCCAUUGCUCAGACGAAUACUUGUCAAGUUCCGUUGUUAUGUCGACAGUGGAUUUGCAAUGCGGGUUGUUAUUAUUUAGCUUACCAAUGUCGUC